GUAUUUCCCUCCACCCUCAGCAUGGCUGGAAUACUGCACAGGCUUAUGUUUCUAUUUGUGACACGGACUGAUUUGUGGUUAAACAGAGCGGAAGAGCGUGAUUCUGUGAAAUGACGCGCUCCGGUUGACGGCAGGUUUGCACGAGCAAAAUCCGGUAUAGUGCAGGAGCCAGUGCGGUGUGUCAGACUUACCUAGUCGCUGUAAAACAGCUAAACAGCAUGACAUAUACUCGUUUAAUGUGCGCUUAAACGUGGUGAGUUGACUUUUUAUUGUGCUAUGACGUCUUAUUGCCAGGUAAGUUAGCCAGCUAACAAAAACACAUUCUGACAUCGUUUUGCUAACGUUCUGAAAACGUCGUUCCUAAACGACAAGAUUUGGAAACGUUUUUAAAACAUUUCCUCGUGUUUAUGCGAACGUUCUAUUUGAUCAUUUUGUAAACAUUGUGCGAAUGCUACUUUUGAAUGUGUUCUGAACGUUCUAUUAUGACGUAUACACAAUGUUUUUGUGCUAACAUUUGGAGAAGCCCAGGUAACUUUGAACGAACGUCACUCCCUGGAAUAACUUUUGAGAGAACCAGCUUAAUGACAUGUCAUUUAGAUGUUAGAUAUUAGUGUCAGGUUAUAACCCUUGAGGUUUAGCCCUUGUUAAAUGACGUCACUGAGGUCAGCUCCGAUUGGGACAGCCGCUCCACAAGCAAGGAGUUAUGAGCGGUCGUACUAAGAAGACACGGUUUAUUAACAGUCCUGGCAAUAAACUGUCUUUUGGCAAUAGAGACUGGAGCGAUGACUUCAUCAGGCUCUACGAUGAAUCCAGUGGGAGAGGGAUGCACGCAUUGCAGCCAGAGAAGAACACACACACUUCACCACGGGACAGAAUGGCGCUGAGACUCAAAAGUCCUGAUUCGGACAUCCUUCCCACGGGCCAUCUGGACCUAAGCACAACUUCAGUCGCCAGCUACUUCCACAACUCCGACACGAGCUACUGCACAAGCCCUGCCUCCGACUACCAGGAAAAGAACCGUCUGCUCGACGUCCGGAAACGCUCCAGCUCCUCCAGACGCCGGUUCGAGGUGGUCACCGAACUGGGACCGGAGGAGGUCAGGUGGUUUUACAAGGAGGACAAAAAGACAUGGAAGCCCUUCAUGGGGCACGACUCUCUCAGGAUCGAAGUCAUGUAUCGCGUCUUCAGAGAGCGAAACCCGGAAAGGGUUUUAAACCGUGGUGGAGAGGAGCUUCUCGAAGAUGAUGGUCUGGACGGAGGAGACCCGUCACUGGAGACGCAUGGAGACCAGAGGCAUGACGGCGUGGACGUCAGUGUCGAAGCAGUGUGUGUGAGAGGAGGACUCUAUGAAGUGGAUGUGAGGAAUAAAGAGUGCUAUCCGGUGUACUGGAAUCAACAGGAUUGCAUCCCUGUCAUGAGAGGCCAGUGGUUCAUUGACGGCACAUGGACGCCUGUAGAGGAGGACGAGAGCGAACUCGUAGAGAAGGAACACCUGACAUGUUUCCGAGGACAACAGGUACAGGACGCUUUUGAGACUGACACGCUGGCCCAUACCGUGGACCGAAAAGAUGUUCUUUCCCACUUCCCCCCAUUCUACCUCCCCUUUCUAUUCAAAUGGAGCGGAUAUCAGACGAGUGCUAAAUGUCACAAGCGAAAGCGAUGUCAAGCCAUCCACAGUCUGCAGUUGAGCCGCAGUCAUGUCGACUGGUACAGCGACGACGAGGUGUAUCUGUACAGCGACGCCACCACGUCUAAGAUCGCUCGCACCGUCACGCAGAAGCUGGGCUUCUCUAAAGCCUCCAGCAGUGGCACCAGACUGCACCGUGGGUACGUGGAAGAGGCCUCGCUGGACGAUAAACCCCCUCAGACCACACACAUCGUGUUCGUGGUUCAUGGCAUUGGACAGAAGAUGGACAAGGAUCGCAUCAUCAAGAACACGGGCAUGCUGCGGGACGCGGUGAGGAAGAUGGAGGAGAAGCACUUCGCUGAGCAAACAGAAGAGCAUGUGGAGUUCCUGCCGGUCGAGUGGCGCUCCAAGCUAGCUUUGGACGGCGACACCGUGGAGUCCAUCACCCCUGAUAAAGUGAGAGGCCUGAGAGAUUUACUCAACAGCAGCGCCAUGGACAUCAUGUACUACACCAGCCCUCUCUACAGAGACGAGAUCACCAAAGGUUUGACGCAGGAGCUCAACCGCCUGUAUUCUCUCUUCUGCUCUCGAAACCCUGAAUUUGAGAGGAAAGGCGGCAAAGUGUCCAUCAUCUCCCACUCGCUGGGCUGCGUGAUCACCUUCGACAUCAUGACGGGCUGGGACCCGGUGCGCUUCUGUCUGCAGGAGCAUCACGAGCAGCUGCAGGGGGACGAGUCGAACUGGACGAGUUACGGAGAGCGCCUCCUGCUGGAGGAAGUGCAGCUCACCAGGCAAAGGUUACAGGAACUGCAAGAUCAACUUCAGGGCCUGAAGGCAUCGAAACCUGCACCCUUCCCUACGCUAAAGUUUAAGGUGGAGAACUUCUUCUGCAUGGGCUCUCCUCUGGCUGUGUUCCUGGCGCUGAGAGGGAUUCGGCCCGGGAACACCGGCGACCAGGACCACAUCAUGCCCAAGUCCAUCUGCCGGCGCCUCUUCAACAUCUUCCACCCGACAGACCCUGUGGCCUAUCGACUGGAGCCUCUUGUUUUAAAGCACUAUAGCAACAUCGCUCCUGUCCAAAUACACUGGUGUAACACCAUCAACUCCUGUCCAUAUGAUGAGAUCAGACCCACGUAUAUAAACGUCAGUAACGACACCGAGAACAGUCCCAGCACCUCACCUGUCCUGGCCAGUCGACACUACGGGGAGUCCAUCACCAACCUGGGCAAGGCCAGCAUACUGGGAGCGGCGAGCAUCGGCAAGGGCAUCGGCGGGAUCCUCUUCUCUCGCUUCUCUCGCUCGCCCAGCCUGCCGUCAGCCGGGGAUUCUGGGAUGUGUGACAGUGAGGAUAGCCAAAGCACUUUCUCAUUUUCAGCCAUAUCGCCAUCCUCCUCUGUAUUCGACGCAGCAGUGGAGAUGGAGCAUCGCAUGGACUAUGAGCUUCGGGAGGGUUUGGUGGAGAGCCGCUAUUGGUCAGCUGUGACCUCACACACGGCCUACUGGACGUCCCAUGAUGUGGCCCUGUUCCUCCUGACCUUCAUAUACAGGCCCCAGCGCUCCGGCCAGGCAGAACACACACACUAACAGUCAAGACUGACCCAUCCGCUCCAUCCCGAACACUUUAAACAACACUCGGUGCCUGAGUUUCUUCCCGAAGCCUUUCCCGUACGGACACAGGCUGGACUAUGCAAACCGCGUUAUCAACUAACUCUCGUAUUUUUUUACACAAUGCAAGUCCAAAGAACGGAGAGUGUGUGCAGCACAUGGGUCUGUAUUUAGUCAGCGGUACACGACUCCGGCACUUAUUUAAAUGUCUACGUUUUAUAGAUAUUUUUGUUUUGACUUGAGAAAUCAAUAUCUGUUAAAUGCAAUAACAUGCAGAAGGAAAUGUUUAUUGUUUAAUUGUAUUUUUAUGCAGAAGGACACUUGAGUUUGUGUGUAACUACAUUAUUUAUUUAUUGUGUUGACGUGAUUAUGAAUGAUUAUGGAGGGCUGGGCACAGUUUUCAUAGCCAAAUCAUUCCAAGUGUGUGUGUGAGCAGGUUUACCAAGUCUUUACAUCUCGCGAAUCGUGUGUUUGCGGUUUCUGUGUGCCACAAAUAACACCACUGUUCAGAUGUAGACGCUAGCUCAUGAAAACAUGAUAUCAUUCUGGGCAUUAGGGGCUCAAGACUGUUCUGUCAUAUCCGUAAAGCUCACGUGUUUAUCCGUCGGUUCACCUGCACUUUAACAGCAGAAGGUGUGUGUGAUGAGAUUGAGACCGUCAUGGCUGACAUUAUCUGUGUUUGUUUAUUUUUGUACCCGUUAUACCUCUGUUUCCCAGCCCGGUUCUGUCUUGUGUAUCCCAUCAUAAACGUCAUCAAGGACAGAAACGUGUUCCUGUGAACUCGUGUGUUACACUGGAUAUCUGUGUUUAGAAAUCAAAUCUGGGACGUUCAACGCUGGUACAAUUAUUUGCUUUCUAAGAAUCACAAAAUAUGAAAAAUGAUUUUAUCCAAAGUUACUCGCAAAAGAGGAACAAAGAGUCCUCAAUAUUCAUAACAUACAUCGGGUAUUGGAGGCCGGUCAUAUAAAGUCAACAUAAAUCAGGAACGAUAACACACACACACACACACACACACACACACACACACACACAUGUGGAUGUAUUACACACACUUUCUGUUUCUGUUUUACAGGUUUAUACACAAACAAAACUAAGUCUUAUCAACAUCCUACAGGUUGGGAAUCGUGUGUGUGUGUGUGUGUUUACCUGUGUGUAGCAUGUUAUAUCACUGACCUCUGUGCAGUUUUGUGUUUUCCUGUGUCAGAAUAUUUAUAUAAAUAUAGAUGACGUCUCCAUGUUUGGUUUUCUGCACCAGCAAUCAUUUGCUCGAGUGUUUCUCAUGUAAGACAGAAAUAAAUAACUUAAGUUUA
Molecule: messenger RNA, 4542 nt
Organism: Pimephales promelas (fathead minnow)
Lineage: Eukaryota; Metazoa; Chordata; Actinopteri; Cypriniformes; Leuciscidae
Source: RefSeq, a predicted model, not a curated record